Molecule: messenger RNA, 1636 nt
Organism: Amyelois transitella
Lineage: Eukaryota; Metazoa; Arthropoda; Insecta; Lepidoptera; Pyralidae
Gene: Wnt4
Product: protein Wnt-4
Exons: 2
Coding region: 69-1091 (340 amino acids)
Biological process (GO): cell fate commitment; multicellular organism development; canonical Wnt signaling pathway
Cellular component (GO): extracellular region
Molecular function (GO): frizzled binding; cytokine activity
Source: RefSeq, a predicted model, not a curated record
GUUGAGACAAGUCACAUGUGAUAUAAAUAAAUUAUAAUCAUGUGAUUGUACCUAUGUGAAUCUGAAAAAUGUUUAGUUUUAGUGUCGUUACUGUUUUGAUGUUUUAUGCUGUGUGUAUAUUAGCAAACAAAAAUGUUGAAGGAUCUCAACCAACUUUACAGAAAACGGUAGAAGCCCUAUUCACGGAGAGAUCUCAAAUCAUGUACCCCGGCGCAUGUAAAUUAAUCAGAUCUUCCCUGCACCAGGCCAAAAUGUGUAAAAGGAAUCCUGGACUUUCAGAGGUUUUACAAGUAGCGAAAGACCAGGCGAUCAGAGCUUGCGAAGAAGAGUUUCGAUAUGACAGAUGGAACUGCUCUUUGGUCUUCAACAAUAAACCAAAAAGGAAUAUAUUCAAUAAGAUUUACAGAGAAACAGUAUUCAUACAUGCGUUGUUCGCAGCUUCUAUGACGCACGCUGUAGCCAAAGCGUGUGCAUCAGGAGAACUAACCAGAUGUUCCUGUUCAGGGGUUUACAGUAAAAACUCGACUUUCAAAAUGGGCGGCUGCGGCGAUGACUUCAGACAGGGGAAAAGAAUCACGCGGAAUUUUCUAGAACUCAACGAAGCGGGGAACGAUCAGAUUGGGGAGAUCUUAAAGCAGGAUGUCAUGGUCGGAGUGGACGCCAUGGCGGAACAAAUGAGAGAGGUUUGCAAGUGUCAUGGAUUUUCUGGUUCGUGUACGACUAAAACGUGCUGGAGGCGACUGGGUCCUUUCAAUUCUGUUAUGGGUUUGCUGAAGAAGCAGUUCCAUCAUGCUGUGAAGCAGAGGAUUUUUAACUAUACGACGAAAAGGGCGAUCACUCCAAGGGUGAGGAAGAAAAUGAAGGUUGAUAGGAAGAGUCUAGUUUAUUUACAUAAAACGCCUAAUCUUUGUGUGAGUACGAGUGGCAGAGAAUGCAAGGAUAGAAAUAAUUGUUCCACUUUGUGUUGUGGGAGAGGAUACGUCACGAGUCAGAAGACGGUGGUGUAUAGGUGCAGAUGUAAGAUGGUAAACUGUUGUUUUGUUAAAUGCGAUACGUGUACGCAGACUGUGAAUGUUUAUACCUGUAAAUGAUGAAUGAUCUUCGUCAUCACAUUUGGGGGAUCACGACAAUCGACAUCUGACCAAAUGAUAACUACUCGAAGUUGUGGAAACUUUAUAUUCUGCAAAUUAUCAUGUUAAAAAUUGUUGGCCGUGUGGAUUCUGGUUUCGCCGAAUAGGAAAUAAUAAUCAUCUCGUCUUAAUAGACUACUGGUAUAGAUUAGACAAAAUUAUGAAACCGCUAUAGUGAAUGAUUAUCUUCCUGACACGAAAUAUCGUUUCUGGUUCAAAAUUCUAGUAAUAUUUACUUCAGUUGCUGUACUAUUUACAAAAAAAUAUAUUAUAAUGUACACCUACUUAUUUAAAAUUUUAAAUAUGACAAUACGGUUGUUUGUAUAAUGUUAAGGUCAGGCUUAAAGUACAUUUGACUCAUAUUUAUAGAAGAUAAGAAGACUGAAUGUUUUAUGAAGUACAUACAUAGCCCAAGGGUGUGGCGUGUGGGAUGGCUGUGAUAAGCUUAGUCGGAAGGGUGGGUCCAAUGAAAACAGUUCCAAAAUUUUAGGUCUAAAUUUAGGACA